AUGGCAGUGUCGUCACAGAAUCUCGACUUGUACGAGCCGUUCUGUGCCGAAGACACCGAUGCCGCAUCGCUCUGCAAUAGGCCGUAUUCAUUCGAGAAGAUCAUCACCUUAAAAAACUGUCAUGUAGCACACUUCAAGAAUGCCGAAAUCACACUGUUGAUAGGCUGUUUGACUGCCUGUAUGAGCUCACCAAAAAAGUGUGGAGCUGUUAAUUAUGACGUCAACUCAACAAACUGUUAUUUGAUGUCCACCAAUAAGACUGAUAAGGAAGCAACUAUUGGUAAGUUAUCUGAUUAA
Messenger RNA from Ostertagia ostertagi, 297 nucleotides. Lineage: Eukaryota; Metazoa; Nematoda; Chromadorea; Rhabditida; Trichostrongylidae. The record is from the annotation of a GenBank genome assembly.